CGUAGCGGUACUCGCUACUUUUCGCUUCCCGCCUCACUUCACCACUCUCUCCUAAGUUUUCACGCCGGGGGGAAAAGCGCCGACAUUUCUGGUCGUGUGGUAUUGAGAGACUGCAGACAUCAUGGUGAACAUCCCAGAAUACUAUGCAGGAAAAAACGUGCUGAUCUCCGGAGCGACCGGCUUCAUGGGCAAGGUGCUGCUGGAGAAGCUGCUGAGGUCCUGUCCAGAAGUCAGAUCAGUCUAUGUGCUGGUCAGGUCGAAAGCUGGUCAAAGCCCUAAAGCCCGCAUCUCUGAAAUGAUCAACAGCAAGCUCUUUGAAAAAUUGCAACAAGAUCAGCCGGACUUUGCAGAGAAGAUCAUCGCAGUGAACUCUGACCUCACACAACCGGAGCUGAAUCUGAGUAAAGCGGACCAGAGCAUCCUUGCUGAAAACAUUGACAUCGUCUUCCACUGUGCUGCCACUGUCCGCUUUAGUGAGCCACUCAAGGAUGCAGUGCAGCUGAAUGUCCUGGCCACUCAGAUGAUGCUGGCCCUGGCCCACAGGAUGAAGCACCUGGAGGUUUUUAUUCACAUCUCCACAGCCUAUGCCAACUGUAACCGAGAGCUCAUCGAGGAAGUUGUCUACUCUCCCCCCGUAGACUACCGAAAACUCAUCGAUACUCUGGACUGGAUGGAUGACGAUCUGGUAUCUACACUGACUCCCAAGCUAAUUGGAGAACAUCCCAACACUUACACUUUCACCAAAUCUCUGGCCGAAUAUAUGGUGCAGCAGGAGGCUGGAGACCUCAACGUAGCCAUUGUCAGACCCUCCAUAGUUGGAGCCAGCUGGAAAGAGCCCUUCCCAGGCUGGAUUGAUAACUUCAAUGGACCCAGUGGGAUAUUCAUUGCAGCUGGUAAAGGGAUCCUCCGAACAAUGAGAGCAUCUAAUAAUGCUGUGGCUGACCUCGUUCCUGUAGAUGUGGUCAUCAACACUACGCUGGCUGCAGGCUGGUACUCAGGAUCACAGGUGCUUAACAGGCCUAAAAGCAUACCCGUGUACAAUUGUACAACUGGUGGGAUUAACCCGUUUCGCUGGGGAGAAGUCGAGUACCAUGUAAUAUCCACAUUCAAGAGGAACCCCCUUGAGCAGGCCUUCCGUCGGCCCAAUGUUAAUCUCACAUCCAAUCACCUAAUCAAUCAGUACUGGAUCGCCGUGAGCCACAAAGCUCCGGCCUUCCUCUAUGAUCUGUACCUCAGGCUGAUUGGACGAGAACCCAGGAUGAUGAAGACGAUCACUCGCCUCCACAAAGCCAUGAUGGUACUGGAGUAUUUCACCAGUCACUCCUGGGUGUGGAACACUGACAACAUGGCCAUGCUGUUGGCCCAGAUGAGCCCUGAGGAUAAAAAGAUAUUUAACUUUGACGUGCGUCAGCUGCACUGGGCAGAGUACAUGGAAAAUUACUGUAUGGGCACCAAAAAAUACGUCCUCAAUGAAGAGCUGUCGGGGCUGCCUGCUGCACGCAAACACCUCAACAAGCUGAGGAACAUUCGUUACACCUUCAACACCAUCCUGGUGGUGUUUAUUUGGCGCAUAUUCAUCGCCCGAUCCCAGAUGGCCAGAAACAUCUGGUACUUUGUGGUGAGCCUCUGCUUCAAAUUCCUGUCCUACUUCCGAGCUUCUUCGACCAUGAGAUAAUGACCGAGGGACGUGGUGGCGGGUUGCGAGGCGGAGCGAGAAAAGAAAUUAAGAAAAGACUGGCUGUGGAUGGUGAAAGGUGCUUUUGUUCAAAGUGCUUGGAAAAGGAGGGAAAAAAAAAAAAACAACAACAAUAAAAACAUCCGUCUCUGGUCUCUUUUCAUUGACACCACCAAACCAUUUAACAACUCAAAUACAGGUGGAGCUACCUGACAAGCCUGGAGUUCACAGGGGUCUGUUGGCUAUCUGGAUCUCUGGCAUUUCAUAGAAACUCAGUGCAUGGAUUUAUUGCACCAUACAGCUCCGAUUCACAGCACUUGGACUAGUUGGAACUUCAAGCCUUGUUCUGUUCAUUCCCAGCAUGUCCGGUCCUCCUCCUCGGCGCCAGCUUUACCCAAGAGCAACCUUCUCUAAACCUCUAAACCUGCUCAUCUCGCAUCUUUGUGCUCGCCUGGCUGUCUUCCUGCAAAACGAAGCUAUGCAUUGGAUGAUGCUGCUGCAAAAAUCCCCAGCUGGUUUUGAAUCAGUCCAGGCUUCAGUCGCGUCAGAUAUGUUUUAAGUUGCAAGUGUAAGUUGUAUAUUUGUCAUCUGAAAAGAUAACUGGUUUUGCUGUUUUUCUUCCAGCUUGUCUGUGGUUCGUGUCAUUUUUAUGGUAUGGAACGUUUUUUAAAAGCAGUCUGUAAGAAUCAGGGUUUUUUUUUUGUUUUGUUUUUUUUCACCUGACAGCAGCGUUUGCUAGAUGCUUAAACAGUUGGUUGAUUUGACAUUUUAAGAGGCUUAUUCAGGGACCGGCUGACCUAGGGAUCACUGUUUAACUCUGUCAUGACCUCCUAACCCCAAGAGCGAAGCCAUUUUAGCUAACACGUGACAUUUGCAGCGAUGGCUUGUGGAAACUGAAGUAUAAACACGGGAGGGGCUUGCUUAUGCUGAUUUUUAUGUCCCACAAAAAGAAUGGCCUUUAGCCCCCUCUCGCUGCUUGUGAGAAAGAAACUGUCAGCAAUGAUGCACCUCUGCAUGUUCCCCCAGUGGACUACGGUGGCAGACUCCCUAAUUACAGCAAAGCACAAUGUAGAUUGUACUGUAGUGGCUUUACCCAGUGCCUACAAACCAACGGUUCUUGCAUCAGCAGAUAUCCGGCUUCUUCUUCAGUUUCCUUUUUUGUUUUAAAUCAUGUCUGAAGGUUAUUAAGCUACACUUUUGCCAAAAUGUAUCUUGGCUAACAUGCUCAUAGCUCUGUAAAACGGUGGGGGUGAGAUGGUUAUUUCUUUCCUCUCGAAUUCUUGGAAAUUAAACGCUCUUGUACCGGUACAAAUCUUGAGUUCCACACUGUUCUUUUAGUACACUACUUUUCAGGUAGCACUAAUUGUAGCUCGCCAUCAUUGUGAAGGGUUUAAGUCGUUUUUCUUUGCAAGUGCUUGUGUGUGCAUGUGUUAGAGUAACUUUGCGGGACAUACUGUAUUCUGUUGCUGCUGUUUAUAACCUCUUGGACCAUUCGUUGCCAUGUCAAGUCUUACAUUGUUGGAACUGAAGCUAAUCUGUGCACUGUUAUGUUUGUCUCCCCCCGAGCUUUAAUGAAGCAGGGUGUGACUGCGUGCCGUUUGCUUGCAUCUUAGGCCAUAGAGAUUUCAAGCACCUACAUGUUUGUCGUGCCAGAGUCACUGAGGAGUGUGAUUUAUUUUUUUCCCCCCUUCUCCCAAAUCUCACAGCAUGAGUCAUUUUGCAUAGAUCGUAUGAAAGUCCAAGACUCAAACCUGAAUUGUGCCUGAACUUUUGUCAAGAUAAUGUGAAAAGAAAGCAAUCAGAUCUGUUUUCUAGUUAUUUUCUGUAUAACUCUAUUUAGGUAGACGACAUAUAACACAACAGAUGUAUUUUUAUGCUGAUAACAUUGUGACUAGUUUACUGAUAAAGAGCUAACUGAACCAACUUCAGCUGCUGUAUAUUUAAAAUAAAAUUUAAAAAAAAGAAAUUUAACCUGUUUAAAAAAAAAAAAAGAAAAAAAAAAAAAGUAAAUGCCGUAGAUUAAAUGCUGAAUUUGGCUGUUACAAGUUGCUCGUCAUAUGACUUUGUAUAUACAUGCACAUUUUAACUUUUUCCAUCACUGAAUGUAGUAGACAUUCAACAGCCUGACUUCAUUGCUCAGUCAGAUUCUCCCUGACUGAAAUGACAGCUCUGAAAAAUUCUGUAAUUGCCUGUGAUUUUGAUAUGGGAAAAGCUGAGGGGCCAUGUGACGAAUUCUUGCUUAACUCUGUUUCCUUGUGAGGGUGUGAAGUCUCUGGUGUGAUUAUGACUGUUCUUGUUUAGUGUGGUGGGGGGAGGGAGAGGAAAUAAAGCGACGCCAUGUCUAAUUCAGGGCUUUCUCACUUCUGAUGUCAGGAACUACUGAAUCCUACCAGUGGAUUGUUAAAACAGGGCAUUGCACACAAGCAUUGAAACGAUUGUAAACCUCUGAAAUCACAGCUUUGAACAGUUUAGGAAUUGCAUUGCGUUAUAGCAUUAUUUUGCAACAACCAAAGUUUUUCUUUGGCACAUUUACAUUUUUGUGAUAUAAGCUUGCUUGCAAGAUUUUUUUUUUUUUUUUUUUUUGGUGCAUGUUAGAGGAAUUUAAUGUCAUACAAGCAGCUAAUUAGCUUAGGGAAAAAUGUUUAGUGUGCCUCUGUCCAAAAAGAAAUCCAGCCACCAGAGUAGUCUCUGCGGGGCCAAACCUGAUUGCAGCAGAAAUUUGGCAAAGAAAUAACGUAACACAAUGCAUAACAGACGUUUGUACGUUUUGAUAGAGUAGGUGAUGCCCGUUUCCUUUAAGCUAACCUAAAUUAUAUUUUGGGACUUGAGAAGUAUCCAUAGACUGUAGAUAAAAGAUGUAGCCACAGUGCCAACAUCCACUGACUUCUUUGAAACGGGAUGUGACCAUAUUUGGAUAAAAGGUUGAGCAGGAAAAGUGAUGCUACUGCUGUUAAUGGCUAGAUAACUUGGCAAAGUGCCAAAGGUCAAAUGUUAUGCUAAUGUUUGGGUAGCUUAAAAUAACUUGGCAGAAAACUGAACACAAAGGAACGGCCACUUAAGUGCAUAUCUUUAAACAUGAUUGCAGUUUUAAAAAGUAUUUUCUUCAUAAGAUGCUAAGUUUGGAUAUUGCGUUGAGCCGGCCUCAAGUGGCCAUUUGAGGAACUGCAAUUAUUGCCAUUUCUACUGUGGUUUCAUUUUCAUAGCAAUCGAUUUCCAACAGACUCGAGAUCAAAAUCUCUUACAUGAAACAACUUUAGCUCUCCUAACCUGGCAGAAAAAAAAUGCAAUUAAGCAGAACCCUACUCUUCAUAGAGGGGAGGGACAAAAAGAUUAAAAUGUGUUUUCGGGGGUUUUAAAAAGACUCGAUGGCCUGAGUAUUUAUCGCCUGCAUCAAAGGAGGAGCGGUAGUUUUAUUUGGCCUUUUUAAAUGAUCAGCUGAUCGCAGGGCACGUUUAAGGUGCAGAAUAAAGUUUUCAUCAGUGGUUGUGAAUGCAUUUAAAAUGAUUUAGUUUCAGUGUUUGUUUUUUAAAAUGUGAGGUUCUUGAGGGGAGGCCUGUUUAAUCGCUCCUACUUUGAGCGCAGUGAUGAAUAUCGGCCCCACUCUUUACUCUCAGAAGUUGGGGAAAGGGAUUCUUGUCAUUCAUUUUAAUGUGACACUCCUCAAAAAAUAUCAAUGGGUGCCUUUUGUUUGUAAACCAAAAAGAAGGAAUAAACAAUGUUUAAUCUUC
This is a messenger RNA of Pelmatolapia mariae (spotted tilapia), 5403 nucleotides long. RefSeq names its product fatty acyl CoA reductase 1 (gene far1). The record is from RefSeq and is a predicted model, not a curated record. Gene Ontology annotation, biological process: long-chain fatty-acyl-CoA metabolic process. Gene Ontology annotation, cellular component: peroxisome. Lineage: Eukaryota; Metazoa; Chordata; Actinopteri; Cichliformes; Cichlidae. Bases 122 to 1675 code for a protein of 517 amino acids. Gene Ontology annotation, molecular function: alcohol-forming very long-chain fatty acyl-CoA reductase (NADP+) activity. The transcript has 13 exons.